UACUGGGCUUUAUAUCAGCACUACCUCCCGAGGUCUGCUGCGGCCGGAGGUUGUGGUGGGAACUUGAGAGAGAUGGGCGCUGCUCUUGCCCACGCCAUUCUGGACUUCCUUCAGAGGACUGAGUCGGAAGCACGCGGUUUCCUAAAGAGCCCCACGUGUUCCAUGACCCACACAAGAGGAAACCCUGAUAUCUACUGCAGAUUUCAGGAGCUGGUGCUGGAGCUGGAACUGGAGUGCCGGAGGGCCCUGCCGGGUGCCUCCGGCAGAGAGGAGCCCUUCCUGUUCCAGGUGUUCCGGGAGAGGCUGAAGACUCUGGGAACCGGGCCUGCUUUGAGGGACAGGCUGCUCCGGCAGCAGGAGCUGCUCUUCCAAACAAGGAUUCUCUUAGGCCUGCCUCCGUCUGUUCUUGUGGCAACACAGAAGAAAGGAGGGGAAAUCACUGUGGCCUGUGAAGAGUUUUUCUCUUUUGUAAACACGGAACUGAGGAAUAGCUGCUCCAGAGGAUGUUCUCUGCCUUAUGACAUCACCGCUCAUUUCUUCAGGGGCCUGCUGAGCACCAGUUUGGAGUGCAACAGUCCUGCCCAGGAGGUGACAGCCGUGCUCUCUUCGUGCCAAGCCAGGUGUCCUGUCCUCUUUUGUUCUGCUGUGCGGUGGUGGCAGAGGCUGGAGCUUGUGCUUUGCUCACAGUGGAAGAGACUCUUGGGUGCUCCCCUCCCACGGGGGCUGCAAAGCCUCAAGGAUUUACAGUCUUCUUUCAACAGCUUUCUCUCAUCGGAAGCAACCUCCCUGCCCUCCAACGGGACGUGGGUUUCUGCUGCUUUCCUCCACUUCACUGUGCAGCAGCACGCAGAGCAUGAAAAAAGGGGGGAAGUGCUGAAAAGGUUGGGGCCCAAAGCAGAGCCGUUCCUGGUGUACGUCCUCUUCUUUUCUGUCAUGGAUUUCAUCUCAGCACAAGUGACCCCCCAGGAAGGCAUGGAUGUUCACAAAGCUUUGGAAUGGAGCUCCAGGGUGCUUCAGUGCUUGGCGGAACAAGGGGCUGGCUGGCUGGCCGUCUUUUGUCCCGCAGGAAAAGGCUGUAGGCUUUAUGAAGUCUUGCGGGAUGCCGUAUCCGAUCAGCACGUGAAGAUGUUGCCGGUUGCCUUCUACAGUCUCCUCUUCGCCCUUGAUGCGGAACAGCUUAUCAGAGAGCAAACAUUCCUGUACGUUGCUGUUGACAUGUACACACAGCUGCUCCAGCUCUUUACAGAAGGGACCGCAGCGCUCGGACCAAGCGAGGGGGAGCGAAGUCUACACGUCAGCAGACUUGGAGAUCCAUUAAUGCUGAUCAAACGAGCGCGACAGCUCCUACUCUGUGGAAUCCCCCAGUGUCCUCCAGAGAGCUGCUCCAACCUCCAAGAGAUGUUGGACCUCUGUGGCGUUCUGGACCCAGAGCUCAAGGCUGCCCUCGUCCGCACAGGAGGGGAUUCGCUUGAGGAAGGACUCCUGCUUUUCUGAAGGCCAAAGCCCACCAGCCAG
Molecule: messenger RNA, 1515 nt
Organism: Python bivittatus (Burmese python)
Lineage: Eukaryota; Metazoa; Chordata; Lepidosauria; Squamata; Pythonidae
Source: RefSeq, a predicted model, not a curated record